UGUAGUCAGCACUUUCUCCUACCCAAGGAUGAGCGGGCGCAGCAAGCUUUCCGGCUAUGUACGGAGAGGCGGAUACAUCACCGAGGACAGGGUGCCACUCCAGAUCCUGAUGCCGCUCAAGUUGAAGCAGUCCGUGUCUGGGAAAUCGGCCAGUGACUCUGGCGUCGCCUGCAUUCAGGAAAUGUCCGUCAUGUUCGCCUGCUUGAAGAGUAACAACUUCUCAGAGAGUCGUUGCCCCAAGGAGAUCGCCUCGUUUCAAAAGUGCUGUACAGAAAACGCCCAGGCCAAAAAGCACAGGAAGGAAAUGGAAAGAAAAGGAAUUCUCAAUCCCGGCGAGAAGAACCUGUCGCAUAAGCAAGUGGGACAGCUUCUGAAGAAGUUCCCCUAGUGAAGAAUAUUUUUUCAAGAUUGUAGAUUGUAUAUAUAGCUAGUAUACUUUUUUAAUUUAAUUUUUCAUAAAUGCCUGUCCAUUUAUCUACACCCUGGUUUAAAUUCUUUGUCAAACACUGAUAUCUAUUACCUUUUCGACUUCGCAAAUCUUCAUUCAUUAAAAAUUGAUAUAAUAGAUA
This is a messenger RNA of Cimex lectularius (bed bug), 569 nucleotides long. RefSeq names its product coiled-coil-helix-coiled-coil-helix domain-containing protein 1. Lineage: Eukaryota; Metazoa; Arthropoda; Insecta; Hemiptera; Cimicidae. Gene Ontology annotation, biological process: mitochondrial translation. The transcript is spliced from 2 exons. Gene Ontology annotation, molecular function: RNA binding. Gene Ontology annotation, cellular component: mitochondrial ribosome; nucleoplasm; mitochondrion. The coding region runs from base 29 to 388 and encodes 119 amino acids. The record is from RefSeq and is a predicted model, not a curated record.